UCUAUGCUAUCACAGUAAAACUCUCUCUCUCUCUCUCUCUCUCUCUCACCCUCUCUCACACUCUUUUUCUCUGUCAUAAAUAAGUACGCGGCACUUAUUGGGCCAGUGUGUUCUCUCACGCAACGAAGAAGCAAAGGUCUGUCAAAAAGAGUCCUGCUUUGAGUUUCUCUCCUCCCAUGGCGGACACGGCGAAGCACGUACCUGUCCAUGGCGGGACUAUGGUGUCCGACUUGAGAAGCCUUUUCUCCAUCAUCAAGCCCAGAAGAACCUUUGCCUUUCUAUUUGGGUUCAUGCUCGCUUUCGUCGUCUUCACUGGCUUCUUGGUUUUUAACCCUUCUCCCAACUCCGGCGCUCCCUGGUUCUCUAAUGUUUUCAGUGUUAAUACCCCAACUCCAACCAGAUCGUCAUCUGACUCUUCUGGAUCUCAAUUUUCCUCUGUUUUCUCAUACUUCUUUCCCAAUAAUUACUCUUCCGAAGAAAUUUACAAAAUCUCACCUCCACCGCCUCCUCCUCCUCUACAUCCACCACCUUACAUAGAAACCAAUAUUACUAGAUCAAUCAACGCCACUCUCUCAUCUCCCGUAGUAAAUUUAGAAACACCCAAUUCAGAAAAUUCUACACAAAACAGUACUAAACCUCGAAAUCCGGAAAUUUCCACGAAGAACCAGACCUCGGUUGGUCCAAGUAGCAAUGCAAGCUCACCUUCUUCCGGCCAUAAAAAUCAAACCCAGUUUCCAGAUAACGCCGUUGAGAAAAACCCUUCUCAGCCGACGACUGCUACCCUGGAAAACCCGUCGGCGGCGAAGAAUCAAAGCGUUAGUGCACCGAAGCCGGAGAAAAAUUCAGGGAAAGAUGAGAAGAAGAGUAGUGACCCUAGUAGUAGCAGUGGGGAAAUGUCUCAGAAAGGUGGCGUUUUGAAUAAUACGGCGUCAUCGCCGCCGUCGUUUGGGGAGAAGAAGAAUAAUGAAAGUUCAAAGUCAUCUGGUGAGCAGGCAAAGAAAAUUGACAUUGUUGAGUCAUUGAAAGGUUGUGAUUUUUCCGAUGGCGAGUGGGUUAAGGAUGAAAAUCGGAAGGCUUAUUAUAAACCAGAGUCAUGUUCUGUGAUUGAUGAGCAAUUUAACUGUGUUGUGAAUGGCAGACCUGAUAGAGAUUAUCAAAAAUUCAAAUGGAAACCCAAGGGCUGUCAUCUUCCAAGAUUGGACGGGAAGAAUAUGUUGGAGAUGUUACGUGGAAGAAGAUUAGUAUUCGUAGGAGAUUCCCUCAAUAGAAAUAUGUGGGAAUCGCUCAUUUGCAUUCUGAAGAACUCUGCAAAGAAUCCCAAAAAUGUUUUCGAAGCGCAUGGCCGACACCGUUUCCGUGGUGAAGCUGAGUAUUCCUUCGUAUUCAAAGACUAUGAUUGUACUGUGGAGUUCUUCGUGGCUCCUUUUUUGGUCCAAGAAUGGGAAAUGAAAAAUAAAAAUGGUACCAAGAGAGAAACGCUUCGUUUGGAUUUGGUAGGCAAAUCAUUCGAGCAUUUUAAAACUGCUGAUAUUAUUGUCUUCAACACUGGACAUUGGUGGACUCAUGAUAAGACCUCCAAAGGGGAAGAUUAUUACCAAGAAGGUAGUCAUGUUUAUAAGGAAUUGAAUGUUCUCGAGGCAUUUCGUAAAGCUAUAACGACUUGGGGAAGAUGGAUUGAUGGUAAUGUUAAUCCAAAGAAGUCAUUAGUGUUCUUUAGGGGAUACUCUCACUCUCAUUUCAGUGGUGGUCAAUGGAAUUCUGGCGGAGCCUGUGACAGCGAGACAGUACCCAUUAGUGAUGAGAAGUAUCUGAGGCCAUAUCCACCCAAGAUGACUGUUCUUGAGAAGGUCUUUAAAGGAAUGAAAACUCCUGUUACUUAUCUUAAUGUAACAAGAUUGACAGAUUUCAGGAAGGACGGUCACCCGUCAAUUUACCGGAAGAAGAAGCUGUCAGCGCAGGAACGGAGUUCGCCCUUGCUGUACCAGGAUUGCAGCCAUUGGUGCCUUCCAGGUGUUCCUGACGCCUGGAAUGAACUGCUCUAUGCUGAGCUCCUAGUGAAACUUAGCCAGCUACAAAAGCAGAAGAAAACAUAGGUAAAAAAAAAAGAAAUACUAAAGCAAUCAAAAGAAGCUGCAAAUAUAUUUAUUUUAUUCUUGGAGUUUAAAUUUACACACACAAGGUAUAGUUGUUAUCUUAUUCAUUUGUUGCAUUAUAGAACAAACAACUAAGUAAAGGUAAUAGUUUUCAGAGAGAUGAGCCUUUGCUGUGAAGGGAAAAAAAGUGAGAAGACUAUUUGUUUAUAUUGUUCGGAGAGAAGAGGAUUUGAGGGUACAUAGGGAGAGAUUUCAUAUAAUAGUGAUUUUCAACCUUCAAGUUGGAAGGUUCCUUCUACUCUUUUUUAUAAACAUUCUUUUGGCCUCAAAGGCUUCGAGAAUUGUACAUUCUUCAAUUAUUUAGUUUAAAAUAAUCAGUGAGUUGUAAUUAGUGAGUUGCAAUUAGUUUACUUUCCAUUGGUUUGGGUUUGUUAUUCAUAUUAUAAUAAAUUCUACUAAGGAUUUAACUAUUUCCCCUGUUUUGGAUAAUAAUAGAAAACUAUUUAUUUAAAAUUA
Humulus lupulus (European hop) is the source of this 2609-nucleotide messenger RNA. RefSeq names its product protein trichome birefringence. The transcript is spliced from 5 exons. The record is from RefSeq and is a predicted model, not a curated record. NCBI's taxonomy places the organism in Eukaryota, Viridiplantae, Streptophyta, Magnoliopsida, Rosales, Cannabaceae. The coding region runs from base 177 to 2093 and encodes 638 amino acids. Gene Ontology annotation, cellular component: Golgi apparatus. Gene Ontology annotation, molecular function: O-acetyltransferase activity.